AUGUUCAGGUGGAAUUACAGCUUUGGCGACAGACUGAUAGGUGUUCUCCACACACACACUGCUGUCUUUAAACAAAAGAUCUUCGACCGCUCGCACUUGGAUGCGGCGCGUGGGCAAGGAUGGCGCGUUGCGACUGAAAUGGUCGCAAAAGACGAUUCUCACGACGAUGACGGAGUUAUGGGCGGAACUACUCCGGAUCCCGCAAUCUACAGACUCUGA
Necator americanus (New World hookworm) is the source of this 219-nucleotide messenger RNA. RefSeq lists its product as uncharacterized. The transcript has 4 exons. The record is from RefSeq and is a predicted model, not a curated record. The coding region runs from base 1 to 219 and encodes 72 amino acids. Lineage: Eukaryota; Metazoa; Nematoda; Chromadorea; Rhabditida; Ancylostomatidae.